AAGGCCAACUUCAGCUCUCCACUCCUGCGAGCUCUAGAAACAAGGAUGAAUAAUUUAAUAAGAAAAUCAUGUAAUGAAUAAAUGGCGAGAUGAGACGCACAUCAAAUUUGUAGUUACUGGAAGAGAAAGGGGCAAAACCCUAGCUGGCUUGUCUGAGUUGCUAGUAUUUUGCCAUGGAGAGGCAUCAGUACCCAGAUAGUACCCCAAACUCGUCCACUGAGAAUGUAGGCUUAGAUGUUAAGCCUUUAAGAACCUUGGCCCCAAUGUUUCCAUCAAGCUAUGGCCUCAAUGUGUUCUCUCAAUCUCGCACAUCGCCUUUCAUUUACAUAUCCCCCUCUGAUUACUCAUCUUUACCUCCUGGCUUCACUCCCCCAUUCCCCCCUUUUCAAGCUCCACAACCCGGAAAUGCACGUCAACCUAAUUCAUACCCAAAUGGCAAUUCUUCGUUUCAAACUCCAUCCGCUUCGGCCGCUGAAAAGAAAAUGAAGAAACAAAUUCAUCUGGGUAGCAAUUCUGUUACUGAUGGUAGCAACAGUGGUUGUUCGAUGAAGCCGCAGAAAAAGAAGUCCAGAAAAGCUCUGAACAUAGAUUCGGGUUUGGUGCCAUCCCUUCUUGAUCCUAGGGAUUCUGUUGAAAUCGUGCUUAUGACUUUUGAUGCACUAAGGAGGAGGCUUUCACAGUUAGAUGAUGGAAAAGAGGUGAAGAAUCAACGCCCAGAUUUGACAGCAGGGACUACAUUGAUGAGUAGCGACCUGAGGGCGAAUAGGGCAAAGAGGAUUGGUUCGGUCCCAGGAAUUGAAAUUGGAGACAUCUUUUAUUUUAGGAUCGAAUUAUGUGUGGUUGGGUUGCAUGCUCCUAUAAUGGCUGGGAUUGAUUAUAUGACUGCUCAGUUUGAGAAUGGCGACGAUACUGUGGCUGUUAGUGUUGUGUCCUCUGGGGGUUAUGAGAAUGAAGAGACCAAUACUGAUGCUUUGAUUUAUAGUGGGCAGGGAGGUAAUGCAAAUGUUGAUCAAAAGCUCCAAAGGGGAAAUCUUGCACUUGAGAGAAGCUUGCAUAGGGGAAAUGUGGUUAGAGUUGUUCGAAGUGCAAGAGAUUAUAGCGUGCCAAAUGGCAAGAUUUACUUCUAUGAUGGUCUCUAUAAGGUUGAGAGCUCAUGGGUUGAGAAAGGAAAAUCAGGUUUCAAUGUUUUCAAAUUCAAGUUGUUGCGGGAGCCAGAGCAGCCACCGGGACUUGCGAUAUGGAAAAUGACACAGCAAUGGAAAGAUAAUCCCACAUCAAGAGGCAGGAUUAUUUUGCCUGAUAUAUCCUCCGGUGCUGAAAAUGUACCUGUUUGCCUUGUUAAUGAAGUUGAUGAUGAGAAGGGACCGACCCAUUUCAGGUACAGCACUACAGUUGAGUAUUUGAGGCCUCUUAACUCCAUGAAACCUUUGGAGAUCUGUAGGUGUGCUAGUGUGUGCCUCCCUGGUGAUGUCCAUUGCACUUGUGCAAAAUUAAAUGGGGGCAACCUUCCCUAUAGUUCAAAUGGAACCCUAGUGAGCAGAAAACCUCUAAUUUAUGAAUGCAACAUGUCUUGUUGCUGCUCAUCUAAUUGCCGAAAUAGAGUGACUCAAAGGGGUAUUACACACAAACUUGAAGUUUUCAAGACAAGAGAUAGGGGCUGGGGACUUCGAUCCUGGGAUCCUAUUCGCACAGGUACUUUUAUAUGCGAAUACACUGGAGAAGUUAUUAACAAGAUUAAUUUAGAGGACGAGAAUGCUGACAAUGAUGAGUAUAUCCUUCAGACAAUUGGAUUUGAUGAAAAGGCAUUCAAAUGGAAUUAUGGGCCUGAGUUAUUGGGGGAACCCAGUGCUGAUUACUCAACCGAGAGUCUGGGGCCAUUACCUAUUUUCAUAAGUGCAAAAAACAUGGGCAACGUGUCUCGGUUUAUGAACCAUAGCUGCUCUCCUAAUGUAUUUUGGCAGCCUGUUUUGUAUGAUCAUGGCGAUGAAGGAUAUCCUCACAUCAUGUUCUUUGCAAUGAAGCAUAUUCCUCCACUGACGGAGCUGACCUUUGAUUAUGGUAUGGGUGGUGGUACUGGGUCUCGCAGGACAAGGAAGUGUUUAUGUGGAUCACCAAAAUGCCGAGGACUUUUUGGCUAACUUGCAAUAUAUAUAUGGAGUGCUAUUUUGCUAAUCCACUGUAUGAAGGUUUUGGUUUUUUUGUACCUGUUGUAUACAACAUGAGGUGACAGUUUGUAGAUGUUGUUUGCUUAUAUACAGACCGUAAGCACAAACUUGGCCAUUUUGUACUAAACUAUGUUAGACUGAACUUUAGGACUAAACGAAGUAGAUUUGUUCUUAGUAAUGUUGACGUUCUUGCUGAUGCUCGAAAUCACCGUGAUUUGCUGCAAUUUUGAACUAUGCAAGUUUUGAAAUAA
Messenger RNA from Asparagus officinalis (garden asparagus), 2416 nucleotides. Its product is annotated as histone-lysine N-methyltransferase, H3 lysine-9 specific SUVH1-like. The transcript has 3 exons. Bases 174 to 2138 code for a protein of 654 amino acids. Gene Ontology annotation, molecular function: protein binding; zinc ion binding; histone methyltransferase activity. NCBI's taxonomy places the organism in Eukaryota, Viridiplantae, Streptophyta, Magnoliopsida, Asparagales, Asparagaceae. Gene Ontology annotation, cellular component: nucleus. The record is from RefSeq and is a predicted model, not a curated record.